CUUGGAUGGAAAGAAGUAGGUUAGAAACCGUUGCGAGUCGGAUGAGAGUGCGCAAAAGGGAAGUUUCUAAGGCGAAAAAGGGAGACACAACGGAGAAAGAUUCCAAUCAGUUUCUUUCUCCGAUUCCGGCGUGUUCCAAUGGCCGCAGCUGAAAAUUUUUACUCUUGUGUUUUUUAUGAGGAAAACAAAUCAGCUAUCCCACUGGCCCAGUGUGAAUCAGAUCGAUCACCUCUUUUAACACUCUUGACAACAUGAUGCCAGAAGAACAGGAAAAGACAAAGUGGCAGAGGUUCGUUGACUAUGUCAAGCCUCCACCCAUGCCACUAGCAGAACACCGUACACUGAAAGAACGCUUGCAGUUCUUGAAGGAUCCAAAGUUUUUGAAGGUGUUACUACUGGGUCAAUUCCUGUCUCUGUGCAUCACGGGUACCAAUGUUACCACUACGUUGUUGGCUGCCAAUGCCAUGCCUACCACCCAGACCUUUUUCAACUAUCUUAUCGUAGCCGUCGUAUACAAUACCGUUGCUAUCUACAAGCGUGGUUUCAAGGGCUGGUUGUAUCAGUUUCGCCGUCGAGCCUUGUUCUACUUUAUCUUGGCUUUUAUCGAUGUGGAAGGUAACUAUUUCGUCGUCAAGGCCUACCAGUAUACGUCUCUCCUAUCCGCCAUGUUGCUGGACGCCUGGACCACCCCUGUGGUUAUGAUCUUGUCGUUCUUUUGCCUGCGUGCUAGAUACCGCUGGCUUCAGUAUGUGGGUGUGAUCAUCGCCUUGUGUGGUCUAGCCUUGUUGGUGGUCUCCGAUGUGUUGACCGGCAAGAACUAUGGCGCUGUGGAUGCCGUCAAGGGCGACUUGUUUUGUAUCCUUGGUGCCACUCUGUAUGGUUUCUCCAACGUGGGUGAAGAGUUUAUGAUCCGUAAACAUCCUCACUACGAAGUAGUGGGUAUGCUCAGCUUUUUCGCCACCUUCAUCAACUUUGUUCAGCUUAUGAUCUUGGAACGCCAUGAAUUUGCCGAAUUCUCCAAGGACUCCUUCUCCAUUGGCAUGAUGGUCGUCUACACUGUUUGUAUGUUCUGUAUUUACUCUUUGGGCCCUAUCAUGUUCCGAAUGGCCGGAGCAGUCGUUUUCAACUUGUCUCUGCUGACUUCGGAUUUCUACGGCUUGAUCUUUGGCUUGGGUCUAUUUGGUUAUACUGUGACCUGGUUGUACCCCGUUGCCUAUGUCAUUGUCAUCGUGGGUAUUGCCGCCUAUCACUUUUUCCCUGUUCCUGAACCUGGCAUUGGCGGGUUCGAUAAGGAGAGACAAGAACAAGAACGCCGUGAACUUUUUGGUAUUCGCAGCGAAACGGACAUUGAGAGUCAACCCUCCGAUGUCCAGCCCACCGAUGCUCCGGCUGACGAAGUCCUCACCACCAACGACGAAAAGAAUUAAGACAAAUGAGUCGAGAUAGUCUUGGUGGUGAGGUGCAGCUUUUGGUAUCCAUACUGACGUCCUGGCUGGACUCUCAUUCUGUAUAUACAUGACUCUUUCUCAUCACCCUCUCCUCCAUUUUCUUAUUUUUAUUUUAUCUAACCCGUAUUCUUCUUUAACCCCCCAUCCUUACUAACGUUUCAUUUCAUAUAGAGCGAGGCACUUUCACGUCUUUGGCUCUCGCUGUAUGCAAAAAGACGUGUUCACCCUUUAUACAUUCUAUGCGCUAUUUUUUUUAUAUUUUAUUACUAGAUGUAUAAGGUGAACAAUAUUCACUUACAACGGUGCGCCCUUCUGACCUUUGGCAAACCGUGUAUUAUGAAAGGUCUUUU
Molecule: messenger RNA, 1798 nt
Organism: Umbelopsis ramanniana AG
Lineage: Eukaryota; Fungi; Mucoromycota; Umbelopsidomycetes; Umbelopsidales; Umbelopsidaceae
Exons: 3
Coding region: 252-1427 (391 amino acids)
Biological process (GO): transmembrane transport
Cellular component (GO): membrane
Molecular function (GO): transmembrane transporter activity
Source: RefSeq, a predicted model, not a curated record